UUCGUUGAGGGGAAUCGAGAAACCGUAAGCAAAUUCUCUUAUUUCACUCGGCGACAAAAACUCGGUUGAUGAAAACCCACCCACACGUUCACUUGCUGCCAAAGUGGCACUAGCCGCAACAACAGUCGUAUGACGUCAGUUUAUAUGCACUGGGCGCAGAGACACCGGUUCAUUUGUUAAAAAAGCCUGUUCAUAAUGAUUCGUGUAGGUAAAUUAAUUUUGAUUUGUUUAGCGUGUGUUAUUGCCACAACUAGUAGUACAAAAUCUAGAAGAAAUGUCGAGGAGCUCAACGAGGACAAUUGGGAUCGCAUGCUGACUGGAGAGUGGAUGGUGGAGUUCUUCGCCCCUUGGUGUCCGGCGUGCAAGGACCUGGAGCCUAUUUGGGCGCAUUUAGGGGAUAGAAAGGGAGAGCUUGGCAUUAGUGUGGGAAAAGUCGAUGUCACCGACUCACCGGGGUUAAGCGGCAGGUUUAUGGUCACCGCGCUGCCCACGAUCUAUCACGUUAAAGAUGGGUUAUUCAGGCAAUAUAAGAGCCCCAGGGAUAGAGAUUCCCUAGUCAACUUUGUGAGAUCCAAAACGUGGGUGAAAGUCGAACCGAUCUCCAGCUGGAAGAGUCCCACCUCCAUCCAAAUGUCGAUUAUCAGUCAAUUUUUUAAAAUGUCCCAAGUUCUGAGGGCAAUUCACACAAAAUUAAUGGAAGAUUUCGGCCUGCCAACGUGGGGAAGUUACCUGAUUUUCGCAAUCGCCACGAUAAUCAUCGGUGCAAUACUAGGACUCCUGAUCGUGUGCAUAAUCGACUUCAUCUACCCACCAAAACCAGCAAAAUCUCAAAAUUACACGAGAAAGGGGAAAGAGUCUGGGGAUCGGAAAGACAAAGCUUCCGAUGAUGAGGACUUUAUUGAGAAUGUGAAGGACGAUUUGGUCGACGAAGAAGGGAGUGAGUCGGGCAAAGAGGCUGAGAAGUCGGAGAAAAGUGAAAAAGCGACUGAGGCCAGUGCUAGCAGUCCCAACGCUCGCAAACGCAAACCUCGCAAGGCCGAUUAAAUAGACUCGUCAUUACCUUCUCCAUCGAUACCUCCAUUUUAAUGCAAAGAACUCAAUAGGUCUUUAGUUUUUUUAUAUUUUGGCAGUUAUUAUUAUUAUCAUUAUUACUAUUAAUUCUUUCGUAACGUCAAUUCCUCAUUUUUUAUCAUAAGAAGAACAUAGGAUUUUAUAAUCGAAUUUAGGAAUUGUAAUGAGAUUAAAUAUUUCCAUUUGGAUGUCAGAAAAAUUGAAUCAUCCUGUAAUGAAAAAAUGAAACGUGAUAAGUCGAUAAAUUUUCUUCAAUCUGCAAUUUUUUCAAGAAUUUGUGAUUUUUUGAGUGAAGAUUCUGUUAUUCACUUAUUACGUUGUACCCACUCCAAUUCAUAAUUAUUUCUGUUCAAUAGAUAUUCAUUCCAGCUUGAGUGGCAUUUUUCGAAUAUUAAUUAUACAUUGAGUAAUAUAAUGUUUUCUUAAUGAAAUAAAAUUUGAUAUUUAAACAAACAA
This is a messenger RNA of Diachasma alloeum, 1527 nucleotides long. Its product is annotated as thioredoxin-related transmembrane protein 1. The transcript has 4 exons. NCBI's taxonomy places the organism in Eukaryota, Metazoa, Arthropoda, Insecta, Hymenoptera, Braconidae. The record is from RefSeq and is a predicted model, not a curated record. Bases 196 to 1044 code for a protein of 282 amino acids.